AUGCUUCCAUCUUCAGUAUAUGGACAAUUGAGUGAUCCGUUGGUGCAGGCAGCAGCGGCAGCCUUGGCAUCCGCCGGAACGGAUUCAGUCAUAGGAAGUCGUGACACAAUGUUCACGAAAAUCUUCGUCGGUGGUCUACCGUAUCACACCAGUGACAAGACCCUCCACGAAUAUUUCGAACAGUUUGGUGAUAUUGAAGAGGCCGUCGUGAUCACCGAUCGUCAAACGCAAAAGAGUCGAGGAUACGGCUUCGUAACAAUGAAGGACCGUGCAGCUGCCGAACGCGCUUGUAAAGACCCGAAUCCGAUCAUCGACGGACGGAAAGCAAACGUCAAUUUGGCCUACCUAGGCGCAAAACCACGUACCAAUGUUCAACUCGCCGCAUUGGCGAAUCAGGUUCAGUUGCCGCUGCAGACGCAGUUACAAGCGCUGUUCCCGACGCGUAUUGGACUACCACAGCUGUAUUAUCCGUCAGCCGGUUUGAUGAAUCCACUGCUAGGAGCUGCCCAAAGUCCUGGAGGAGUUGAUUAUACGGCUUUGGCAGCAGCUGUUGCCAACGGACAAGGAGCUGGAGCGUACGCAAUUCCACAAGCUGGAUCACGAUUUCAAGUUCAAGCCGCUCAAGCCGCUGGUUUGGAUCCAUAUGGAUACGCAGCUGCUGCUGGAUACGGUAUCAUGCCAGGGACGUAUCAGCUUCAAUCAGCGCAAUUGGCGGCCGCUCAACAACAACUCGAACACCAACGAGUCUAA
Molecule: messenger RNA, 750 nt
Organism: Ostertagia ostertagi
Lineage: Eukaryota; Metazoa; Nematoda; Chromadorea; Rhabditida; Trichostrongylidae
Source: the annotation of a GenBank genome assembly